GAACUCCCACAGAACAUGGAUGGAGAGUGAAAAAGUGCAGCCGCAGGGCUAGUUACAAACUUUCCACCAAUCACAAUGCAGCGUUGCCCUGACGUCACGUGAGCAACGCGGAAGCUCCGCCUAGUUGAAAAACAUGUUGCCCUUGGUUACGAACUUUCCACCAAUCACAGCGAGGCAAAGCGAUAUGGACGUUAGAGCUGCGCCGAGAUUCUGAGGGGAAACACUGUAAGCAGCGCGAGAGAAAAGAAAAAGAGACAACUUUAUCCACUUUACUCGCUUUCUGUCAGGACAGUUGACAUUUUCAUGAUUAGUAAGUCAGAGUAAUGACAAUGCUGGGCAUGUACGUGCCAGACAGGUUCGCUCUGAAGUCCUCCACAGUCCAGGACGGAGUCGGGCUGUACACUGCGAGACGAGUCAAGAAGGGAGAGAAGUUCGGACCGUUCGCGGGCGAGAAGAGGAUGCCUGGUGAUCUGGAUGAGAGCAUGGACCCGAGGCUGAUGUGGGAGGUUCGAGGGAACAGAGGUGACGUUCUGUACAUACUGGACGCCAGCAACCCUCGACACGCUAACUGGCUGCGCUUCGUGCACCAAGCGCCGUCUCAGGAGCAGAAGAACCUGGCUGCCAUCCAGGACGGGGAGAAUAUCUUUUACCUCGCCGUGGACGACAUCGAGACGGACACAGAGCUCCUCAUCGGCUACCUGGACAGCGACAUGGAGGAGGAAGAGGAGGACGAGAUCGUCAAAGAGGAAGAAGAAGAAAACAAAGAGGCCAAGAGCGUCGGCACUCAGCCAGAGUCAGUGAUGAAGCAGGAAGAUCACCAGUGUCUGCUGUGUGAGAGCAGUUUUCCCAGUGAGGAGGUUCUGGCUGAACAUCUGCAGAGUUUACACCAGCGAGCCAGCGCCGAGGACAAAGAGUUCAAGUGCCGCAACUGUGGCAAAGAGUUCCCCGUCAAACAGGCACUGCAGCGCCACGUUCUCCACUGCACUGAGAGUUCUGUUUCAGCUGGAGAUGCUUCCCGAGUUCACCAGUGUGCUCUCUGUCACUGCUCCUUCAGCUCUGAGUCCAGCUUUGAACAACACAAGGAAGCCUGUAAAGGAGAAGCCAGGUUUAUCUGUAAGGCCGAGAGCUGCGGGAAGAGAUUCAAGAGCAAAGACGCGCUGAAGAAGCACAAAAGCAACGUCCACACAGGCAGCACUCGCAGGAAGCUCAUAUGCACCAUCUGCAACAGAAAAUGCUCGUCUUCAGUCAACCUGCAGGAGCACCGCAAGGUCCAUGAGAUAUUCGACUGCUCUGCCUGCGACAAGAAGUUCAUCUCAACCAAUCAGCUGAAGCGCCAUAUGAUCACACAUUCCGAGAAGCGACCCUACAUUUGUGAGAUCUGCAACCGCAGCUUCAAGCGCUUGGACCAGGUGACGGCUCAUAAAAUCAUCCACAGCGAGGACAAACCGUACAAGUGCAAGCUGUGCUGGAAAGAGUUCGCUCAUCGUAAUGUCUACAAGAACCACAAGAAGACGCACUCAGAGGAGAGGCCAUUUCAGUGUGAGGAGUGUAAGGCUUUGUUCCGGACACCUUUCUCCCUCCAGCGCCAUCUCCUCAUCCACAACAGUGAGAGGACGUUCAAGUGCGACCAGUGCGACGCCACGUUUAAGCGCAAGGACACGCUGAACGUACACAUACAGGUGGUACAUGACGGACACAAGAAGUACAAGUGUGACCUGUGCGAGAAAGCCUUCGUCACGCCGUCCGUGCUCAAGAGCCACAAGAAGACUCACACUGGAGAGAAGGAGAAGAUCUGUCCUUACUGCGGUCAGAAGUUCGCCAGCAACGGGACCCUGAGAGUGCACAUUCGCAGCCAUACAGGUGAACGCCCUUACCAGUGCCCGUACUGUGACAAGGCCUUCAGCAAGAAUGAUGGACUGAAGAUGCACAUACGAACACACACUCGGGAGAAGCCGUAUAAAUGCAGUGAGUGCAACAAGGCCUUCAGUCAGAAGCGAGGUCUGGAUGAACACAUGCGCACACACACCGGAGAGAAGCCCUUCCAAUGUGACGUUUGCGACCUGUCGUUCAGUCUGAAGAAGAUGCUGAUCCGCCACAAGCUCACCCACAACCCCAACCGGCCCAUGGCCGAGUGCUCGCUCUGCCACAAGAAGUUCACCCGCAACGACUACCUCAAAGUGCACAUGGAGAACGUCCACGGAGAGACGGAAAGCUAGAGACAGGUCACACGCCUCCGGAUACGGACCCACGCACACACACGUUCAUUUUACUAUCUUCGUAAAGACCUCAUAAGUAUUAUUAACAUAGCCAGGUAACACCUAAAUCUGGUCGCUACUACGAUAUAAAAACAUGCUCCUACACACUCACACACACAUGGUUAGAAAUGUACACACGCGUACACAAAAACGACAGCAAGUGAAAAUAUCUUAAGCUAUCUAGUAUUUCCUAUUGUAAUUCUUAUUACAGAUGAUUAUUAAACUUUUUUCUCAUUACAAGCUUGAAAUGAUCUUGUUCAAUUGACAGAUAUAUAUAUGUAUAUAUAUAUAUAUAGUAUUUAUACAAAGAAAUUAUCUACCCAUAAAAUAAGAAGAUUUAAAGCUAGAUAAUAAAUAACCGUGUAUUAUUUUUACUUAUAAUAAUCUCAUAACAGGAAAUAUUACAUAAAUGUGCCUAUAUUCAAGAUAUUUUCACUCGCUAAGAUGUUUUUUUUUUUUUUUUGCAGUAUAGUAUUGCAUUAUGUCAGUAUUAAAUAGCGUUUUUGGUUGGGUUUUUUGGGGGUUUUUUUUAAUGCAGCGCGAAUCCUUGUUAUUUAUCCAUACAGAGCAGAAUUUCUAGGGAGUAAACCCUGUUACAGCGCAGGACAAUCACACGGAUAUUUCAACCAGAGAGCCUGACUUUGUAUUAACGAUCGUCCGGCUAGAAAUGAAAAUAUACAAGAGGGUACCCCUUGAAGCCUGCACUCUUCAUGUAAUGUUUACGUAUAAUUAAGUUUCUUGAGUUUUCCACUUCUUUCUACAAAGUCAGUAAGGAAUAAAACACCAGUGCGCAUGCCAUUAUAGGAAACGAAUCGAUGACCGGGUGGUGCGACGUGGCCCGACAUGAAGCACGGUCACUGCCGCCUCUCUGAAAUGAAUUCACGCCAUUUAAAUGAUUAUUAUAUCUUCAGGAAAUCCGUUGAUCCGUCAAACACGCAGCUUGUUGAAUAUUACCGGUCGAUCGCUUUCUAAAUGAUGUGCACGACGACGUGUUUUAUUCCUCUGACGCCUGAGCAGUUUGCCAAAGAUUCCAAAGAAAACGUUCAUUUAUUAAAGAAAGACGUACGAUUUUGUCCGUUUGCAUCCCGUUACAUUUUACUGGGCACCGUGUCACCGGAAAGGAUGACGUUUCACUCGGCGUCCGUGUUGUACUUACACUUUUCCACGCAAUAAUAUUUCUCCACAUUAACUGGUGCAGAAAUAAUGAGAGAAAUGCAAUAAGAAGAGUAUUUUGUGUUAUGCAGUAUUUAUGUUACAUAUGUUACAAGGUACAGAUACAUUCCUUUAUUAAAGUGUCAGUAUUUUUGUAUGUUACGCUUAUUAUUAUUAUUAUUAUUAUUAUUAUUAUUGAAAAGAGAAGAAGGUUUAUGAAUUAUUGUCCUGAUCAUACAAGGAGCCGAAUGCUGAUUGGCCAGUUGUGUUUCUGGAAUGUUGAAUGUUAAUGCUCGAGUGUUACACCUAUCAGUAUCUCAGUAUGAUUUUGAUUUGUAUUUUCGUUCCCACUUUUUCUUCCUUUCAUAACCUGUUAUUCAAUAUAAAUAAUGAAACGAG
Ictalurus furcatus (blue catfish) is the source of this 3806-nucleotide messenger RNA. RefSeq names its product PR domain containing 5 (gene prdm5). Bases 324 to 2216 code for a protein of 630 amino acids. The transcript has 16 exons. NCBI's taxonomy places the organism in Eukaryota, Metazoa, Chordata, Actinopteri, Siluriformes, Ictaluridae. Gene Ontology annotation, molecular function: DNA-binding transcription factor activity; RNA polymerase II transcription regulatory region sequence-specific DNA binding; protein binding. Gene Ontology annotation, biological process: negative regulation of DNA-templated transcription. The record is from RefSeq and is a predicted model, not a curated record. Gene Ontology annotation, cellular component: nucleus.